This is a messenger RNA of Ciona intestinalis (vase tunicate), 1653 nucleotides long. The record is from RefSeq and is a predicted model, not a curated record. Lineage: Eukaryota; Metazoa; Chordata; Ascidiacea; Phlebobranchia; Cionidae.
UCUAUUUGAAAAAGAGUUUAAUUUGCCACUGAGUUUCAUAGUUAAGUAAUUUAUCAUCAAGCAAAGAAAAAUGGCUGAUGGUUUGAAAGUCCUUGUUACUGGAGCAGCAGGUCAGAUCGCGUAUUCCUUGUUGUAUUCAAUUGCUAAUGGAGAUGUGUUUGGCAAAGAUAAGUCCAUAACUCUAGUAAUGCUCGAUAUUGCUCCGAUGGCUGAAGCUUUGAAAGGUGUGGUCAUGGAAUUGCAAGAUUGUGCCUUGCCAAGUCUCAAAAACGUCAUUUCAACCACUGACGUGAAAGAAGCUUUCACUGAUAUUGACUUCGCCAUCCUGGUUGGAGCCAUGCCACGCAGACAAGGAAUGGAAAGGAAAGACCUGUUGAAAGCGAACGCGAAGAUAUUUGUGGAGCAAGGACAAGCUUUGGAGAAAUAUGCAAAGAAGACAGUGAAGGUGUUGGUUGUUGGCAAUCCAGCGAACACAAAUUGCCUCAUAGCCCUCACAUGCGCACCAAGUAUCCCGAAAACCAACUUCACGUGUUUGACGAGACUUGAUCAAAACCGUGCACAGUCUCAGAUUGCUUCACGUCUCGGUGUGUCCAACGACAGUGUGUCUAACAUGAUAAUAUGGGGAAACCAUUCAUCAACUCAGUUCCCCGAUGCAGCUCAUGCGUCUGCUGUAGUUGGUGGGUCUACAGCUAAUGCAGUGGAAGCUGUAAAAGAUGAUGCUUGGCUUAAUGGAGACUUUAUAUCUACUGUCCAGAAGCGUGGUGGUGCAGUCAUUGCUGCUCGUAAGUUAUCGAGCGCCAUGUCGGCAGCAAAGGCGAUCUGUGACCAUGUUCGUGACUGGUAUUUUGGUACCAAGGGUGACAACUUCUCAAGAGCUCAAUUGCGAAACAAAUGGAAAAAGUUAAAGGAAUCUUACAUAGAACAUACAAAGAGAAUAUCGAAUGGUGGAGAAGAGGGUGAAGCUGUAUUGGGCAUGUGGCCUUAUUAUGACAUCAUGCAUCGCUUAAUGACAGCACAACCGCAUCGACAAAUAGCAAUUGUAGCCCCUGGUCUCAGCAACUUGAAAGAAGAUACAAGUGAUAGCGAUGUCUUGGAGAAUGAGUUCUUGAUACAAAAUAUCAGUGGAAUGUCAACUAUGGGUGGCGUGUCAACUAUAGGCGGCGUGUCAACUAUGUGUAGCAUGUCAACUCAGGGCAACAUGGUUACUUGUGGACUUUCUUCUUGUUCCAAUACCACAACAGAUGUAGUGACAUGUGGAAUUAUCCCAAGCACCAUCACGUUGCAUGGUCGACCUGAUAAAACACAAACUUUUCAAGAUGAAAUGGAAGAAGAAAUAUCUUCUCUCAUGAAUACAACCACAACUACUACACCAAGUUCAGUAGAUGCCCAUCAGCUGUUCUUUCUCAGCGUUGCCCAAGAAACUAAAAAUUGGUCGGACUUGGACAAAGCAAAGUUGAAAUUAGAGAUUAGAAAAUUAAUCCUUUCUAUUCAAUUUGGGCAAUAAUUUUCAUUUUUUAUUUUCAUUUCUAUGUAUACUUCAAACAAGUUUUUACAGUUUAAUGUAAAUAAUAGUUAUGAUAUAACACAGAAAUAUCAAGUGCAUCUUUUGUAAAACUUUUAUAUGAAAUAAAAUCAAUCAUUGAUUUGACUGUG